This is a messenger RNA of Bradysia coprophila, 1662 nucleotides long. Its product is annotated as PI-PLC X domain-containing protein 2. Lineage: Eukaryota; Metazoa; Arthropoda; Insecta; Diptera; Sciaridae. Gene Ontology annotation, biological process: lipid metabolic process. The record is from RefSeq and is a predicted model, not a curated record. Gene Ontology annotation, molecular function: phosphoric diester hydrolase activity.
ACAAACACGUCUUCAUAUACAGAAUCUGUUUUCUUUGUUGAUUUUUAAAUUGGAAGGUAAAUGAAAACAGUAAACAAUGUUUUUCUAUUUUUUUAAAUAAAUGUUUUAUUGUUUCGAUAGUAUAAAUGAAAACACAGGUGCCAUAAUUUGAUAUAUCAUAUAAAUACAAUAUUCACAAAGAAAAUCAAACAAACAAUCAACACUUUUGACAGUAACGACAGUAACGGGAGUUCGUUCGAAUCAAAUUGGAGUGGGUCAUCAUUAGAAUACAGCGGCAGUUGGCAGUGCAUCUAAACAACGAUUAUAUUUGCAAAUAUGUCUUUCUCAUCUCACUGUCUAUAGUUUCAAGGGCUUUCCGUUGUCAAUUAAACCAAAAUAUUAGGGGCUGACCCUUAAUUGUGACAUGGGAUUGACUAAUGGACAGAUUGAACUAAUAUCAACAAUGGCAAAUUUCGUCGACGAUCUGGAGAAUUGGAUGACAAAACUGCCCGAAGGGGUUAGAUCAACACCAAUAAAAUAUUUAGCGAUACCAGGAAGUCAUGACUCAAUGUCCUACGGUAUUUCCAAAGGAAGGCCAUCUGUUGCUCCUGAUGCCACACCUAUAAUUGAUAGAUUAUACAAAGUAAUACCGUGUGUAGUUAGACGGUGGGCUAUGACACAAAAAUUAACCACAACCCAGCAAUUAAAUUGUGGAAUCAGAUAUUUUGAUCUACGAAUCUGUCUCAAUAGUAAAGACAAUUUUUUUUAUUUUGUUCAUGGUUUGUAUUGUGAGGAAAUAAAUAAGCCAUUAGCAGAAAUCCAACAAUUCCUUGAGAGUCACCGUGGUGAAUUUGUUGUACUAGAUUGUCAACAUUUUUACAAUUUUUCCGACAAUGAUUUUGACAUUUUGGAGAAGCAACUGAUUACAAGUUUAACUCCGUGGCCAAAUCAAAUUAAAAUAUCUAAACUACAAAAAUACCUGGAAACUUCUUUGGAAAAUCGAUCGCCAGAGUGUGGAUUUGUAACUCAAUGUGUUGUGACACCUCCAGUUGACUUCAUAGUACCAAGAUUUUUUAUGUCUCUUCGUCGUGCAUGUGCAGAAAAAGUUCGCAAAGGUUUAUUUGCUUGGAUUAAAACGCAGAAACCAGGAAAAUUUGAACGGGACGAAAAACCAACUUCGAACGUUUUUAUAGCAGAUUUUGUUGAUCUAAAUAAUAAUGAAUUUUGCAAAAUUGUGGUAGGUCUUAAUGAACAGUUGUUGAUUUCGGCAAUUUAAUGUUUCUCUUGUGAUUUAAUAAUGGAUGUAAAAAAAUUGUAAUCAUCAAUAUUAGUUUAUUAUGAUACCGCGGAAUAUUGCCAGCGUUAUACACUCGUGCAUAUUACACAAAACACGAUUGCCACGAGUGUCUGUGUAUGUAAUAUAAAAGAGAAUAUUAUGCGUGCAGUAUUCUCCACUAUCAUAAUAUACUAUUAUUGUAUUGGCGGAAACGACCAACUUAUAGAAAUAAUGUAGGCUUAUGAACUCUAGGUAAAUAAUAUUGACAUCAGGCAUAUCGCCAACUGUGUCAGAAUUAAUGUUCGGUAUAAUACUCUGAAAAACAGUGUUUAAUGUUGAUAUAUUCUUCUUCUUUCUUCUUUUUUAGCCUGUUUCUAUCCACUGCUGGAUGUAGGCCUCUCCAACUU